CACAACAGUUCAGGCAUCACUGAUGUUGGUUAAAAAAGAAAUCAAAGAAACAACAAAGCUUAAUGGCAAUUAAUUUAUUAUUAGAAAGCCUACAGAAGUGUUCUGCUAUUUGGAAUAAUCGAUAAGAAAAACAAGGAUUGUUUGUUUGAUAUGAUUUGUGUAUAAAAUCGGUUACUUUUCAUAAAUUCUGGAGAAAUAUCAAAUUGAAUGUGAAAUAGAAAAUUCAAGAACAAAAAUGAAGUGGUCUAUUUUAUUGUUAAUGGUGGAACUUAUUUCAAGGAUUAAAGGUUCCAUGGAGACAACAGUUAGCGUUCAAAGUCGUCUGCUCCAAAAUAUAUUUCGUAACUAUGACAAGAGAAUUCUUCCCCAGAUAAACGACAGUAUUCCUGUUAGUCUCUCAAUCGGAAUACGUCUUAUUGACCUCGUUGACCUCUUUGAACAUGAAGAGAUUAUGGAAACCAGCGUGUAUAUUGAACAACUGUGGACUGACUUCCGGUUGAGCUGGGAUCCAUCUCGUUAUAACCGUAUACACGUGAUCAACGUUCCUGUAAAAGAAUUGUGGCAGCCUGAUAUCUCGUUAUUUAACAAUGCAGAGGUUCAGCUAGAGACUAUGGACACGCUGGCUAUAGUAUUUAAUAAUGGUCAGGUAUUUUACUCACCUAAAGCACGCAUCAGAACACGUUGUACAAUGGAUAUGAUGAAGUUUCCAUAUGACGAACAAACGUGUUCUAUAAAAUUUGGUUCAUAUACAUACGACGGUUAUAAAAUAAAUCUAACAAUGUACCACGAAAACAUAAGUUUUGACUUGUCCGAGUAUUCGGAGAGUAAAGAAUGGCAACUUACAGCGUCCCCUGCAACUGUUAUCACUAAAACAUACGCCUGCUGUCCAGAGCCGUACCAGCAUAUACAGUUUAACCUCAGUCUUAAGCGUAAGACAGUGUAUUACACGCACGUGUUUGUAUUACCAGCGGUAAUUAUUGCCAUUCUAGUACCAUUCCACUUCCUGUUACCGCCAGACUGCCGGGAACGACUAACAAUCGGGUCUACGUUGAUUUUAGGAAUAAUCAUUUUGAUUGCCAUGAUCCAGAACUUCUUACCGGAAGCUCAUCCAACCCUACCUUACCUAGUGCAAUAUUACUGUCUGACGAUGGUAUGGAUUGCAGUUUCUAUGAUUCUAUCUAUUUGGGCUGUAACCACACAAAGUAGAGGACCGAGAAAACGAAAAGUGCCAGUAAUAGUUAGACAGUUAUUUUUAAAGACGUUGAAAAAGCUGGUAUGUGUGACAGAGGACAGUUAUCAUCCACUAGAUGACACUGAGACAAUUUCAUUUAAAGGCAUUGAAAGACAGAGUGUUGUACCAAAUACACCUGAUAUUAAACAUGGUGAUAACAAACUUGAAAGAGAUGUUGAGGAGAUUUUAAAGCAAGUGAACGUCCUUGCCGUGAGAAGUUUGAUAGCUGAAUCUCACGGAAACGUGAGAACAGAGUGGUACCAGGUUGUUCUGGUUUUUGACAGAAUUAUGUUUGUUCUUUUUCUUCUGAUAUUUGUUGUAUACAGUUGUGUCUUGCUGGGCUAAAGCUCUUGUAUAUAGAGGGACUUGAAAAUAUGAUAAAAUGUUGAAGAACGAUUAUGAAAUAGGAACAUUCUGUAUGUAUUAAUAAAAAUUAGUGUUUAAAUUUGAUUAAUUCCCUGGCGUCCCAGGAAAUCAAUUCAAAAACAUUUACAAUUAUUUAAAAAGGGUGCUAUAUAGACAGCAACGAAAACCAAAAUCACUGUGGAAUAUGUGGAAAGUUACGCGCAUGCAUACUUCACCAUGUUAAAGUAAAAAAUGAAAAAAGCUACGCAUAUUGUAUAAUGACUGUGCAUUAUUUAUAUACACAAAAUACAGCAGAACACUUAAUAUUUAUUUUUACGUAAGCAUAUGCAGCUUUUAAUCAAUCAUGAAAAUUCACAUAUGUGAGGUAUAUUGAUUAUAUUUUUUUCAAAAAUCUCAAAUCAUGCCACUUAACCAAAAACAAGGAUAUGUUAGCACAUAAAGUAUAUGUUUAGUGUCAAGUUAGUCAAAAGUUAUCCAGCAAUAGAUGUUAAUUUUGAUGUCAAUUUUUAUUUUACAAUGAAAAAAGAAACUAUAUUUGAUACAUUAUAUAUUAGAAAAGUAACGUUAUAAAUUAUUCUGUUCGUUUAAAAAAGAAUUGAUUACAGAUUAAAGUGAUAUUGUUUGGAUGUAUAUACAUUUUUUAAGACUCGUAAAGUUCAAAAAAGUAUAUUCUAUAGUCUGACAGUUGUAUGACUCUUUCCCUGUUAACAUUUCUGAUUUUGUUAAAGGAAUAAAAUCAUUCUUAAAUUAUCACAACCAUUUUUGUCAUGUUUUCAAUAUAUGUUUAUUUUUCAUUAUCAUUUCAAAAGAUAAAACACAGUUCUGUUAUGUCACAUGAUACUCCAAAAUGAAUAAACCUCUGUGAAUCAACA
Molecule: messenger RNA, 2469 nt
Organism: Ruditapes philippinarum (Manila clam)
Lineage: Eukaryota; Metazoa; Mollusca; Bivalvia; Venerida; Veneridae
Product: acetylcholine receptor subunit alpha-like 1
Exons: 9
Coding region: 236-1576 (446 amino acids)
Biological process (GO): chemical synaptic transmission; regulation of membrane potential; monoatomic ion transmembrane transport
Cellular component (GO): synapse; postsynaptic membrane; neuron projection
Molecular function (GO): acetylcholine-gated monoatomic cation-selective channel activity; transmembrane signaling receptor activity
Source: RefSeq, a predicted model, not a curated record